This is a messenger RNA of Meleagris gallopavo (turkey), 2395 nucleotides long. It is a transcript of the gene TACSTD2, whose product is annotated as tumor associated calcium signal transducer 2. The record is from RefSeq and is a predicted model, not a curated record. Gene Ontology annotation, cellular component: membrane. NCBI's taxonomy places the organism in Eukaryota, Metazoa, Chordata, Aves, Galliformes, Phasianidae.
AAAAAAAACAAAAAAAAAACCAAAAAACCUCAAGGUGGGAAACUGAAUUACUUAGUGAUUUCAUAAAAAAUGUAUCAGUAGUUCACAAUGACUUCCUACAGUUCUUCAAUGCUGUUAUUUUUAUCCUAGAGGAGGGGAAGUGAAGAGGUGCAGUAAUGAGCUAUAGGUAUGAAAAGGAGCCAGGAAUGAUUUGAAGAACUUGCCUCAUCUUUGUUCCCUUAAGUAGCGUGAAUUUCUGUGGCUGACUUAGAAGCAGGAGUAGGUCUAUAGACAGAUUAUGGAGUGAUAGGGAGUGUUUACAUCUGCAGCUUCAAUUUUAAACCUAUACCAUGUUAUUAAUGCUCAUUGGUAGCCAGUAUAACUUCCUACUGUUCACAUACACACAAGUCAUCAUUACAGGCAGCCCUGCUCGCAGUGAUUUAAAUCAGGUCAGGCCCUCAGGAAAACAACAGAACAGGCUAAAAAAAAAUUGUCUGCAAGGCAGCACAGAAGUUGUGCAGAUGGGAGAAUGGUGCUGUUUGCUACUGCUCACAAAAUAAUGAUUUAUAAGGGGUCUGACAACAUUUGACAAACAGAUAGAUGACUUAAUGCUAACUGGAAAAUGUGGUUCAUGCUUUGUAAAUCAUCAUUAAGACAUUUGGGAGCCACUGGAGUGUACUGUGAUAGGCAUUACUCAAAGUUCAGACUGAAAAAAUUCUUCAGAAACCACUAACAACUUUGUAAGGGUAAUGAAAGUUUGAAAAUUAGCGUUCCUAAUACUGCUUUGGGAUGAGUAGGAAAAGAGAAGCUUUCUGUAGUGGAAGCUGAGAUUGCUCUCCUAUGGUAAGUAAAAGUUCAUCAAACUGAUGAAUUGUCUUUGUACCUGAAUUGGCAGCUUCUUCAGGCUUUGUUGGAGCAUACAUAAAAUAAAGCCUUCUGCAGUUUUAUAAGGAUGUGAAGUUGGCAUCUACACAGUGGAAUGAUACAGAAGUUAUGUAAGAGGUAGGAAAAAUCACGAUUAACAUAGAGGAGUAGGAUUGCCCCAGAUGAGUGGGACUUCCUCCAAAGGAAAUGGGAGAAGAUGCAUUUUUCUGUGUGCUCCAUAAAGAUCCUGAAGAGGGAAGAAGGCGAGGUGAAGCCUUGUGCUCUAAUCUGUAAGGGAAGCUCAAUGCAGGAGCUAUGCUUUGGGUCUGCUUUUGCCUCUUCCACGUUGCUCCCUCACUAAGAGGGAUGUCAGGCAUCUGGGCAAUCAGUGCUGCCCACUUAGAAAUAGUAGAUGAAAGUGUAGCACCUCUGGCAUCUGGGCACGAGAGACCAGUUGUUUUAGAAGAACUUGUCUGUCAGGUCUGAUAUGUACUUUGAAUAAAGGAGCCGCACAACAGCAUGUAGAAACAAGCAGACUCCCCUAAGAGAUAUAAGCUCCAGACAACGCUUGUUGCCACUUCCAACUGUACCCACAGUUGUACCUGUGCUAUGGAGCCUCUGCUUGGAGUUACGCUGGGUUUGAUUCUGAUGAUAACUUCAUCAGCACGGAGCUGUACCUGUGUGACCAAUAAGUGGACAGUAUGUGACCAGCAUGCAUCUGACAACUGCACCUGCAGGUUGGUGGGUUCAGAUCAUACAGUAGAUUGUUCAACGCUGACUUCAAAAUGCUUGCUGAUGAAGGCAGAAAUGACUGCCUUGAAGCUCUCCUACAGACCUCGGGUUAAGCUGCUGGAUGGUGGCAUUUACAAUACAGACUGUGAGGACAGUGGUAUCUUCAAAGCCAGACAGUGUGAUGAAGCUGGUACUUGCUGGUGCGUGAACACAGCUGGAAUAAGAAGAACUGGAAAAGGUGACAAAAACUUGGUAUGCAAUGAACUGAUAAGAACAAACUGGGUCGACAUUGAACUGAAGCACAAAGAAACAUCCCAUUACUUCGAAGCUCUUGAUGUAGCAGAAGCCAUGAUGCAUCUGUUUGAGAACCGGUACAAACUGCAACGCAAAUACAUCACAGCUGUGAAGUACGAUUCCCCAUUUAUCCAAAUCCACCUAAAACAAAAUAACUUGAAGCAGCAGGAUGUAGAUAUAGUUGAUGUAGCCUACUACUUGGAAAAAGAUGUAAAAGGGGACUCUGUGUUUCAUUCUGACAGUACGUUUCUUGUCUCUGUUAAUGGAAAAAAUCUGGCUAUUGAAAAUAUACACAUUUACUAUGUUGAUGAAAAGCCACCAGUGUUUAGCAUGAAGCAACUGCUUGUUGAUGUCAGUGCUGUGGUGGCAGUGGGGAUACUGCCUGCUGGUUUUGUCAUUAUUUUGGUGAUUAUUCUGUGCCAGAGGAGAAAAUACAGACAACUUAAGGUUGAAAAUAUGAGUGAAACAGAAGGACAAAUUUUAGAGUUGCUCUAAUCUGACAAAAAGAAUCGAAGUGCAACUUCAG